Messenger RNA from Electrophorus electricus (electric eel), 1115 nucleotides. Lineage: Eukaryota; Metazoa; Chordata; Actinopteri; Gymnotiformes; Gymnotidae. The record is from RefSeq and is a predicted model, not a curated record.
AUGGUCUUGACAGGAAAACGAAUUUCUCGCUGGUACUUCGGUGGAAUUGCCUCAUGUGGCGCCGCCUGCUGUACACACCCGCUGGACCUGAUAAAGGUUCACUUGCACACGCAGCAGGAGGUGAAGUUGAGAAUGACCGGCAUGGCCUUGCAGGUGCUUCGCAGCGACGGCGCGCUCGCUCUCUACAACGGCCCGAGCGCCUCCACGUGUCGGCAACUGACGUACUCAAUGACCCGUUUUGCCAUUUAUGAGACUGUAAGAGACAUGAUGACGGACAAAAAGCAGGAACCCAUGUCCUUCUACCAGAAGCGCUUACUAUCUGCAUUUGGAGUGUGGUGCGUCUGUGGCCAUGUGCAGUUAGUGUUAGCUGUCUGGGAACAGGCCCGCUGUUGGCUGGGUGUCUUUGUGUGGGAUUACUCUCAACGUAGCAGGGAUAAUGAUGUGGGAGAAAAAAACCCUCCAGCAACCUUACUGCACUUGAUAAACAUUGACCAGCUCGACAGCUCUGCUGUGCCUCUACGGUAUGGACCUAUACGGCUCCACUCUAUGUUGUUGCAUUACAGCGGUGGUAAACACAAGGAGAUGCAGCUGCGUUCAUGGGGCACACAAGCAAAGUGCUGGCUGUCUGUCCACCUGAGGGAGUCCCUGUCCCGGCGUGUCUGUCCACCUGAGGGAGUCCCUGUCCCGGCGUGUCUGUCCACCUGAGGGAGUCCCUGUCCCGGCGUGUCUGUCCACCUGAGGGAGUCCCUGUCCCGGCGUGUCUGUCCACCUGAGGGAGUCCCUGUCCCGGCGUGUCUGUCCACCUGAGGGAGUCCCUGUCCCGGCGUGUCUGUCCACCUGAGGGAGUCCCUGUCCCGGCGUGUCUGUCCACCUGAGGGAGUCCCUGUCCCGGCGUGUCUGUCCACCUGAGGGAGUCCCUGGCCCGGCGUGUCUUUCCACCUGGGGGAGUCCCUGGCCCCAGCGUGUCUGUCCAGCUGAAGAAGUCCCUGUCCCGGCGUGUCUGUCCACAUGAGGGAGCACCUGUCCCAGUGCUGUUUGUCCACCUGAGGGACUAUCUGCAUUGUUAACACACUUGGAAGAGAAAAAUAACUAAUAAUAAAUAACCAACUGUGGCA